AUGUUUCAAUUACUGAAAGGACAGCCAAAACUCGUCCAAGAGCUGAUACAGACGCUGCCAUACAGCGCCCGACCAUUGAAAGUGAACGGACAAUGGAGGCCACCAAAAUUGAGAAGAAGACAAGUUAAAGCAUUAUAUGAAGCAGCGUGUUUACAUAAAAUUGAUUUCCCUGUAGAACAUAAAGUUUUCUUUGAAAAGGAGCUGGAUACGGAAAAGAAGAAGCACGGAUUCAUAAAACCACAACGUUUGAAAUCGGAGGUUGCUGACUUUUCAGAAAGAAUUGAUAAAAUCAACAAGGCGUUGGCUCAACAAACACCCAAGAUUGAAAAGCAUAGAGAAGAAGAACGUGAUAAAAGAUACAAGGACUGGUAUGACCUCGGAUUGUUCGGUAAAGUAUCGACCGACGACCCAAAGAACAAGUAUAUGGUGGAUAAAAUCCUCAAGGACCAGAAGAAUGCAAGCAAGAAGAAGAAAUAA
Messenger RNA from Naegleria lovaniensis, 477 nucleotides. RefSeq lists its product as uncharacterized. The coding region runs from base 1 to 477 and encodes 158 amino acids. The transcript has a single exon. Lineage: Eukaryota; Heterolobosea; Eutetramitea; Acrasida; Naegleriidae. The record is from RefSeq and is a predicted model, not a curated record.